UGCUGCAGAGCCAAACGUGCCCCUGUUGGUGCACGGACCUCUGGAAGGCCAUUGGUCGAUGGGGCAGCACAUUUGCAUAUACCGGGGCUUAAAGUCCCACAGCAAAGUCAGAGUUAAACACAGUUGUGAUUCGACCCAACAUUGCCCAGUUGCCGUAUCGUUCGCAUCAUUUAUGAUUGAUUAUUUUUGCAGCCCUUUGUAACCCUCAAACAUGGGAUUUCGCACGAUGGCAGGGAUUGGGCUGUGCGCGGUGCUCUCUUUAUUUGUAUACUCUGCUCAGUGUACAACUACGAGGUAUUUCACCUACGAAGAGGACGCACCCGGAACGGAGAUAGGCAAUCUGUCCCGAGAUUUAAAGAUUGAUCCAGCUGAUGACCCCGAGACGUCGUUCCGCUUCAUGCAAGAGAACAACUCCUCAGUUAUUGACAUGAGGGAGAUUGACGGACUUCUGAGUGUGUCGGAAAUAAUCGACAGAGAGCAGCUGUGCCCCAGGUCCCCGCGCUGCUUCGUCGCCUUCGACGUCGUGGCCUUCUCCAAAGAAAAGUUUCAACUCAUCCACGUGGAAGUGGAGGUAAAAGACAUCAACGACCACUCUCCUCGUUUCCUGCGCAACGAGACCCACCUGGAGAUAGUGGAGAACGUCCCGCUGGACUCCAGGUUCCCGCUGCAGGUUGCGCUCGACCAGGACGUCGGGGAGAACUACAUUCAGAGCUACAACAUCUCCGCCUCCAACCACUUCGCCGUCGAGGUGCGCCAUCGCGACGAUGGGGUGAAGUUUGCAGAGCUGGUGCUGGUGAGGGAGCUCGACAGGGAAGUGGAGGACCGCUUCACGAUCGAGGUCACGGCUACCGACGGAGGAGUGCCGGCCAAGUCCGGCUCAAUGCUCGUGCACGUCAGCGUGCUGGACUUUAACGACAACAGCCCGACCUUUGAACACAGCUCCCUGAAGGUUGAACUCAACGAAGACGCCCCGGUGGGUCACAGAGUCCUGAAAGUGCACGCGUUUGACCCCGACGACGGGGUCAACGGCGAAGUGACGUACGCGUUCGCCGACGGGCUCCCGGCAGAAGUUGGUCGCCUCUUCCACGUUGACCCUUACUCCGGCGACGUGACCCUGAAGGCGCUGGUGGAUUUUGAGAAAAGGAGGUCGUACGAGCUGUACGUCGAAGCCUCGGAUCUGGGCACAAACUCCGUCCCAUCCAGCUGCAGGAUCGUGGUGGACGUCGUGGAUGUGAACGACAACGCCCCCGAAAUCAGCAUCAAGCCAAUGACUUCCAGCAGUGAUGGAGUUGCCUACAUCACAGAAGCUGCGGCCGCGGAGAGCUUUGUGGCUCUGAUCAGCACCUCGGACAGAGACUCCGGCUCCAACGGGUACGUGCGCAUCAGCCUGCUCGGGCACGAGCAUUUCACCCUACAGCAGGCAUACGGGGACUCCUUCAUGAUUAUUACCAGCACUACUUUAGACAGAGAGAAAAUCCCAGAGUACAAUUUGACUGUGAUUGCGGAGGACGUGGGGAGCCCGCCAUUCAAAACCGUCAGGCAGUACACCAUCCGCGUGACAGACGAGAACGACAACCCCCCCCUCUUCAGCAAGUCCCUCUUCGAAGUUUCAGUCCUUGAAAACAACAUCCCGGGUUCGUAUGUGACCACUGUGGUCGCUCGCGAUCCCGAUGUGGGAAAGAACGCCAAAGUGUCUUACAAACUCAUAGAUUCAGAGUUGCCAGGAGGAUCCCCGUUGUCCACUUAUGUGUCUGUGGAUUCAGUCUCGGGGUCGUUGUACACUUUGAGGUCUUUUGAUCAUGAGACUCUUCAGCAGAUUGAGCUGGUCAUCCAAGCCGAAGACAGAGGCUCCCCCCCUCUCUCAAGCACGUCAACAAUCAGAAUCAAAGUUGUGGAUCUGAAUGACAAUUAUCCAUACUUCACCUUCCCCGUCCUUGUGAACGACUCUGCGGACAUCCCCCUGCCUUUUAAUGCGCCCGCCGGGUAUCUUGCGCUCCGCGUCUCGGCUGAAGACGAGGACGAGGGAGUGAAUGGCGAGCUCUACUACGAAAUUGUUCAAGGUGACCCGCGGCUCUUCGCGAUGAACAAAGACACGGGAGAAAUUGCUUUGAAGCAGUGGCUGACAUCUGAAAUGGGGGACGUGCUGGAAAUGAGAAUCGCCGUGAGUGACGGCGGCAGAUCCCCGCUGGGCAGCAGUGCCACCAUUAGGUUCGUUGUCUCAGACACGCAGCCCUCCGAAGACCAAGUCGUGGUGGUGCUGCGGUCAGGCGACGAAGGAGGCUCCGGCUUGGAUGGCUCGCUAAUUGUCAUUGUUAUGCUCAGUGGGGGCUGCGCGUUGCUGCUGAUCGCCAUAACGGCCGUGGUCGUGACAUGCAAGCUCAGCCGCGGGGGGAGAAGCCGUGGCUCCAAGAGAGAAGUGUGUCACGGCCUGUUCGACAGGAGGCCCAGCGGCCCAGCGGAACCGAACAUAUACACCGGGCAACGGGGCUUCUUCCACGAGAGGACCUCCUCGUCCCUGGAGGAUUCCUGCCUGUAUGGGGAGAGGAGUGGGGACUCAGAGAAAAAGAUGUUCCUACCCUCCAAGCCUUUCCAGCCAACAUCUGUGUGGCAAGGUGACAAAUACUGCUUGCAAGUGAGCGGUAUCGGCAUCAGCGACCAGCUGAGCGUAAAGGACAGCGGCAAAGGGGACAGUGACUUCAAUGACAGCGACUCUGACUUCAGUGGCGACGGCGGCAAAAAGAACUUCAGCACUUUCCAGCCGAGGAUUAAGUGUUCAUCCAGCACUGCCAACAGCUUUUCUGGGGAUUGCCAAAGCACGUACUGGUCAGCACCGCAGCAGAGCGUCACAGGCCCCACAGACAGCGCAUAUACCGUAGGAUAUGCCCCAGUGCCCGUCUUCAACCAUCCUCACGGCUACCCUCACCUUUGGAAGGACUCUUGCUAUGGCACAAAUCUCCCAAAAGCGAGGAGCAGCAUGCAGACCUUCUCAAAGACGGGGACCCUCCCAUCUUACUUUCCCCAGCAGCAGCGUGAGGGGUGUGGUGGGGGGGCUGGAAUCUACAACCACAGUCCAGCUAUAGUCACAGUGGCCACGGCAUCAGAGGUGGCCACUAUCUUUUAAAAUCUGUGUUGAUAAGGUAUGUGAGAUGUAGUAUACCUUGACCAUGUAAAUAUUUGUGAAAUCUGGUUGU
Messenger RNA from Pungitius pungitius (ninespine stickleback), 3191 nucleotides. RefSeq names its product protocadherin 8 (gene pcdh8.1). Gene Ontology annotation, cellular component: plasma membrane. The transcript has 4 exons. The record is from RefSeq and is a predicted model, not a curated record. Gene Ontology annotation, biological process: homophilic cell-cell adhesion. Gene Ontology annotation, molecular function: calcium ion binding. Lineage: Eukaryota; Metazoa; Chordata; Actinopteri; Perciformes; Gasterosteidae. The coding region runs from base 212 to 3121 and encodes 969 amino acids.